AUGGGCCAAUACGAUGUCACAGAGUCAGAUGUUGACUCCGAUGAGCAGGGUUGGGACGGUGGAAUGAAAGGAGCUCGUCUCUUCUUUGGGGGAACUGGGUACGGGCUCGAGGGCACGAUCGUGAGUACCUCACUUGUUGCCAUCACAGAUGACCUGCGAGGAUUUGGCCGAAGCAGCUGGAUUAUCACCUCCUAUCUUCUAACGUAUGCGGCUGGUGACAUUUGGGGAGUGAAGCCUAUGCUGCUCGUCUCGUUGGCCAUUUUCACGGCGUUCUCCGAUCUACCCUUCCCAAACAGUACCCCAUCGGACUAUGCUGACUACUGGCCAGAAUCAUAUGCCGAGCAUUUCAAGGCAUUGGAGCUGCAGCACUAUGCUGCCGUCACCGGCUUGUCCGGGGUUGUAUUCUCCCUUGGCCUCGUCUUGGGCCCCCUAUUCGGAGGGGCGAUUGCAGAAGAUGGGAACUGGCGCUGGGUUGAUUUUCUUGGGGCAUUCCUCGUACUAGCAGCAUCGGUCUUUAUAGUUGCUGCUUUGCAGGAAGUGGCUCCUAAGUCGACGAGAACUUACCUGCCAGCCAAUGUUGCCCUGGCGAUUGUUGACAAAUCGCCUGUUCAUGGGGACUAUACUGUAUGUCUGGCCUGCUUCACGCGUCUCAUGAAUGGUGAUAUACUAACCAGUGGACUCGAUAUACUCAGUGGAUCCUUGACCACAGGCCUCAGCAUGACUGUGAGCAUAGUCGAAAUACCACAGCGAUUCCAGGUCGUUAAUGGCAGCUCACCGAUCGGAGCGGGUGUCAAACUUCUCGCCUUUGCUGUCAGCGUCCCUGCUGGCAUGAUGUUCUGCUCCAUACUCACCGGUCGCCUCCCAGUUCCUCUUGUUUACGUUGGCAUUGGCGGUGUGAUCAUGCAGGUUGUCGGGUUCUUCCUCUUCUCUGAAAUCAAACCAGAAACCCACAUAUGGCCUGGCCAGUUCGGCUAUCUCGUUCUAUCGGGGCUGGGCACUGGUCUUGGGGUUGCUGUAUUUUAUCUGAUGCUACCACUGGUGGUAGCAGUCACGGACCAGUCCAUUGCGCUGGGAACAGGCUUCCAGCUGCGCAUGCUGGGCGGGGCACUUGGCAUCGCAGCAGCCACGGCCAUUUUACACAGCCAUACUCGUAGCGGACUUUCAGCGUUGUUACCGUCAGAUGAGCAUGCAGAUGAAGAUGGUUGGGGGUUUCUCAGCUGCCCAGUUCCUCGCCUUGGGGCUUGUGUGGAAACGGCAAAAUGUGCGAAUUGUCAAACGAUGAACGCAGUACCUGUAGGAAUUAGAUUAUCGACUGCUUGUGCAGGAAAAGUCAGGAAGGAGAACGAUUUCAGGACUGAUUCAUUAUCCCUUGCGGAGUAA
This is a messenger RNA of Aspergillus niger, 1380 nucleotides long. RefSeq lists its product as uncharacterized. The transcript is spliced from 8 exons. NCBI's taxonomy places the organism in Eukaryota, Fungi, Ascomycota, Eurotiomycetes, Eurotiales, Aspergillaceae. Gene Ontology annotation, molecular function: transmembrane transporter activity. The record is from RefSeq and is a predicted model, not a curated record. The coding region runs from base 1 to 1380 and encodes 459 amino acids. Gene Ontology annotation, biological process: transmembrane transport.